GAGGGAGAGGCGGAUUUUCCCCCGCCCCCCUUUUAGAGUACCUUCGGAGCGGUGCUCUUUCUCUCCCCUCUUGUAGCGGUGACUGAGCUUAGAGGUGACCUAGAGGAGCGAGGAAGGACUCUUCUCCCCCGCUGCAAUCGCCGCCGCCGCUGCCAUGUCCAAACCAAUCAAAGUCCUGGUGACUGGUGCUGCUGGACAGAUAGCCUAUUCUCUGCUCUACAGCAUUGCUAAGGGUGAUGUCUUUGGCAACGAUCAGCCUCUUGUUCUUGUUCUGCUGGAUAUCACUCCCAUGAUGACUGUGUUGGAUGGUGUACUAAUGGAAUUGCAAGAUUGUGCUCUUCCUCUGUUAAAAGAGGUAAUUGCAACCGACAAAGAAGAGGUUGCAUUCAAAGACCUUGACGUAGCUGUCCUGGUGGGCUCCAUGCCAAGGAAAGAGGGCAUGGAAAGGAAAGAUCUGCUGAAGGCUAAUGUGAAAAUUUUUAAGUCCCAAGGUGCAGCACUGGAUAAGUAUGCAAAGAAGACUGUUAAGGUUGUUGUGGUAGGCAAUCCAGCCAACACCAACUGCCUGAUUGCUUCCAAGUCUGCUCCCUCCAUUCCUAAAGAGAAUUUCAGCUGUUUAACUCGUCUGGACCACAACAGGGCAAAGGCCCAGAUUGCCCUGAAAGUGGGUGUGACUGCCAAAGAUGUGAAAAACUGCAUUAUCUGGGGGAAUCACUCCUCUACUCAAUAUCCAGAUGUUAACCAUGCUAAAGUGAAAGUGCAGGGGAAAGAUGUUGGAGUUUAUGAAGCUGUGAAAAAUGACACUUGGCUGAAGGGUGACUUCAUUACUACUGUUCAGCAGCGGGGUGCAGCUGUCAUUAAGGCCAGGAAGCUAUCAAGUGCUAUGUCAGCAGCCAAAGCUAUAUGUGACCAUGUGAGAGACAUCUGGUUUGGCACAACAGAGGGUGAAUUUAUUUCCAUGGGUGUUAUUUCUGAUGGAAAUCCCUAUGGAAUCCCUGAAGAUCUGAUCUAUUCGUUUCCUGUUGUUAUAAAAGAUAAAACAUGGAAGCUUGUUGAAGGCCUUCCUAUUAAUGACUUCUCCCGUGAGAAGAUGGAUUUGACUGCUAAGGAAUUAAGGGAAGAAAAAGAAACUGCUGUUGAGUUUCUAUCCAGUGCAUGACUAGCUGCUCGACAGGAUACAGGAGAUGGUUCAACCACCGAAGAGUCUAAAAGCCGUCUCUAAAGUCAGCAUCAAAUAUUACUGUAUCAGCUGUUUUUUCCCUUGUGGCAGUCUGUUGGUUACUUGCUUUGUUGAUACCUCUGUGCCUGUUAUUGAGUGCUCUUAGUAAUGAGAUAAUUGCACAAUCAGUUUCAAAUAUAGUUUGCAGUCUUGACCAAAUCUUGAUUUAUUGUUUGCUUCUUGUAUUGCAUAGUACAUAUGCCUACUUUGCCUCUAUUACUGAAAGGGUAGAAACCUUUACCUUGACUUACAUUAAAAGCAGCUCCACAGUGCUAAUGGUGACCUUUAUGGAAUGGGCUUUAACAUUGCAUUAGUCAACUACACUAUGUAGAGAGACUCACACUCAAAGAUGCUACAAGAUCUCUCUACAUACUGAUUUCCACAGACUGACAUAGCUAUAUAUUUGAAUUAGUCAACUACAGUUAGACUCACCAGCAGCUUUUAUGAAAGGAUGCAAGGCCUACAUGUCUUUGUGUUGCAAAAACCUAAGUAGAAAAUACUGAAUAUGAUGAAUGUACUUCACUGACUCAAGAAAUCUUAUUUGAAAUUAUAUUAAAUGUUGAGUAAGCACUCCUA
Molecule: messenger RNA, 1795 nt
Organism: Sceloporus undulatus (fence lizard)
Lineage: Eukaryota; Metazoa; Chordata; Lepidosauria; Squamata; Phrynosomatidae
Gene: MDH1
Product: malate dehydrogenase 1
Exons: 9
Coding region: 155-1159 (334 amino acids)
Biological process (GO): tricarboxylic acid cycle; oxaloacetate metabolic process; malate metabolic process
Cellular component (GO): mitochondrion; cytosol
Molecular function (GO): L-malate dehydrogenase (NAD+) activity
Source: RefSeq, a predicted model, not a curated record